Messenger RNA from Otolemur garnettii (small-eared galago), 1108 nucleotides. RefSeq names its product T-cell receptor-associated transmembrane adapter 1. Bases 340 to 903 code for a protein of 187 amino acids. The transcript is spliced from 6 exons. The record is from RefSeq and is a predicted model, not a curated record. Gene Ontology annotation, biological process: negative regulation of receptor recycling; positive regulation of T cell receptor signaling pathway. Lineage: Eukaryota; Metazoa; Chordata; Mammalia; Primates; Galagidae. Gene Ontology annotation, cellular component: T cell receptor complex.
CAUUUUUAAAUUAGACUCAGAUAUCGGUAACAAUUCAAUUACCAGAACAUGGAGGUUUGUGGGAGUUUUUCUUCCCACGUUACACACCAAUAUACAUCUACUGUGUUCAGAUCAAAACUUUAGAAGCCACAUUUCCUGUUUGUAACUGAACAAAGUACACACAAAAGGUUUUAAGAAACAGAAGAGAAAAAACAUGUGAGGCACUGAUAAAGACAAGUUUUGCUGCCAUGCUGCUUCUAACUUAACAGAGUGACAUCAAAUAGAAGAAAAAACUCGUGGAAGCAUUUUUAAUCCUAGAUUUGCCUUAUGGCUACAUAUGGACUUUCCUGAAAAAAAAGCAUGUCAGGAAAUUCCGGAUGCCCCUUUUAUCUCUGGGGACUUCUAGCCUUGUUGGGUUUGGCUCUGAUUAUAUCACUGAUCUUCAACAUUUCUCACUAUGUGGAAAAGCAGCGACAAGAUAAAAUGUAUAGGUACUCCAGUGACUACAUUCCCAGGGUUGAUGAGUAUUAUAUAGAAGACACACCAAUUUACGGUAACUUAGAUGAUAUAACUUCAGAACCAAUGGAUGAAAACUGCUAUGAACAAAUGAAAGCCCGACCAGAGAGAUCUGUAAAUGAGAUGCAAGAAGCCACCCCACCUGCACCGGCAACUGCUGAAAGACAGAUGUUUUAUGCCACUCUUGAUCACAGCUAUAAAGGGAAGCACAGAAAGCCCAGGAAACAGAAUACUCCCAUGCCAGACAAGGGUGAAGCUACACAGUUGUAUGCGAUGGAUGCCAGCACAUCUAAGGCCACUUCAGUAGAUGAUGUCUCUCCAGGAAACCAGGAGAUAGAGGAGAAUAUUCAUGAUGAUCCCAUCAGACUGUUUGGUUUGAUUCAUGCUAACAAAGAACCUGUAUGCUAGCUGAACUAUGCCCUACCACAACAAUUUGACUCAUUGAAAAUGGUUGUUAGAAAACAGGAUCCCCAUGUGACACAGAACUACCAGCAGGGUGGUGAUCUGACCAUUUGUUGUCAGGAUGGUGGCUCACCUCCGAUUCAGAGCUUACACUCACAUACACCAAAUGUAAUGCCAUGAGGAUUAGUUAUUUUGAUGUACUGAAAAAUAC